UACUGAUCAAUCACCAAAAUGCUCCGAAUCCUGCUAACAUGUCAGGUGCGUAUCACUCGAGUGGAGAGUAACUGGGAAGCUGAAAACAGUGACCCAUCUGAUGCAAAUCUGGGAUUCAGUCUCAUCAACAUGACAUGCAACGACGCUAUGGAUUUGUGUCAACACUAUUUUAUUCUGCCCCUCUAUACUCACGAGGCCUUAGCAGUUUUCGAAUACACGAAGGACCCUUACAAACUCCUGGUCGGUGGUCGAGAAGGGAUACAAAGCAGAGACUGGAGAUUUGUCCAGGACGACUGUGAUGAGAAGUAUCGAUGGUGCGAAUCCGUCGACUCUGAAGCAAGUUGGGACUACGACCAAUCGUGGAGAUACACGAUUUGCUUCGAAAACUCCUUUGAUGAUAUUUCCAUACCCGAAGGAUGCGCUAAGCCGCUUGCCGUCGUAACUUAUGACACUCAUCAUUACGAUGACAAAGUGCGCGGUCAGCAGAUGCUGCUCUGUCUGCCCUAGUUUGCAUGGUUGUAAUCAAAUCAUCACAGGUCAUAGUAAGCAGGAAUGUUGACCAAACAUUCAGGAGUCGAAUUUAGGAAUUCAACUUUAUGAAACUAUUAUAUCGCAGACUUCCUAUAUCUUCUAGGAUCUCGGGUUUUCCAACCAGCCCACCACAUCCUUCCCGGAUAUACCUUUAUGCUGCUGCCAUAUUUCAGUCAUGUUCCCAGGCCCUGUAUUCAAUAACGGUACUGACUGGUAAUAUUUUUGUGCAAA
Molecule: messenger RNA, 762 nt
Organism: Patiria miniata (bat star)
Lineage: Eukaryota; Metazoa; Echinodermata; Asteroidea; Valvatida; Asterinidae
Exons: 4
Coding region: 19-507 (162 amino acids)
Source: RefSeq, a predicted model, not a curated record